AUGAUUCAUGCCGGCGUUAAAUAUGUUGUGGCUAUCAUCGCAAUUAUCAUCUUCACCUGUUUGGCAGUGAGUCUGGACGUUAACGUCUGCGGCCCAAUCUUUUCAAUUCGCUGUCGGAAUAUCAACGACAGCUAUAUACAAAUGACUGGUUUGAUAGCCACAGCUCUGAUCCUAUUCGGUGUUGCCGCUAUUUUAUCAAUCCUGGCAUUGAUGAAGAGUUUGAGAUGGAUUGUGAUUCUUGAGAUGUUAGUUAUUUUGGCUGGAGCUAUUCUUAUGUUCACGGCUCUCCUGAUCCUCUAUCGAAAUACCUUCUACUGGGCGUCGCUUAUGGGCGGAGUGGCAAUGUCACUUGCGUUUGAAACUGCCGCCUUCUUGCUGAUUGAAAUGAUGACUUAA
This is a messenger RNA of Rodentolepis nana, 396 nucleotides long. The record is from the annotation of a GenBank genome assembly. Lineage: Eukaryota; Metazoa; Platyhelminthes; Cestoda; Cyclophyllidea; Hymenolepididae.